This is a messenger RNA of Dendronephthya gigantea, 2384 nucleotides long. RefSeq names its product hepatocyte nuclear factor 1-alpha-like. Gene Ontology annotation, biological process: liver development; regulation of transcription by RNA polymerase II; insulin secretion. The coding region runs from base 88 to 2283 and encodes 731 amino acids. Gene Ontology annotation, molecular function: RNA polymerase II cis-regulatory region sequence-specific DNA binding; DNA-binding transcription factor activity, RNA polymerase II-specific. The record is from RefSeq and is a predicted model, not a curated record. NCBI's taxonomy places the organism in Eukaryota, Metazoa, Cnidaria, Anthozoa, Malacalcyonacea, Nephtheidae. Gene Ontology annotation, cellular component: nucleus. The transcript is spliced from 6 exons.
UAUCAAUUAUAUCUGUGGGUAGUAUGCUGUAUCCGAGUGUAUCUCCUAGCAGGGUUGUAUAACUGGGUACUAUAUCGACAGUGUAGAAUGGCAACUGUGACGGAGCUACAAGCGGAGCUCUUGGCUGCUUUGUUGAACAGCGGCGUUAGCAGCGAUACAGUUAUCCAAGCCGUGCGAGCGCUGGAGAAACAAAUGAAACCAGACUUUGGUAAAUUGGAGAAACUUGUCAAUGGAGGCGAGCAGGCAGAACAUUUCAGCGAAGCAUCCGGUGGUAGCGACGUUCAAUGCACAACUCCCUCGCUCUCCGAUCUCAAAUCGAAUGGCCAAUCUAUUGCCGAGCAAUUGUUGAGGCACGACCCGUGGAAAAGCGCGAAGAUAAUCAAGCAGUACAUGCAACAACAUAACAUCCCUCAGAGGGAGGCGGUUGAAACGACGGGCCUAAAUCAAAGUCAUCUCUCGCAACAUUUGAACAAGGGAACGCCGAUGAAAACUCAGAAAAGAAUGACGCUUUAUAAAUGGUUUGAAGCGAAACAGAAAGAGGUUGCGGCACAGUACACCAACGUUUCUGGAAAGCGGCAUUCAGAUCACGAUUUAAGCCCAUCGAAUUCGAGUUCAGCUUACAAACGAUCGAGGAGGAAUCGUUUCAAAUGGGGACAUGCAUCGACAGAAAUACUUUACGGAGCUUACGACUCACAGAGAAACCCUUCCAAAGACGAACGGGAAUUGUUGGUCAAAGCAUGCAAUGAUGCAGAAUGCGAGCAACGUGGGAUCCCGUUGGAGCAAGUCAACAACCUUGGACCAAAUUUAGUGACAGAAAGUCGAGUCUACAACUGGUUUGCUAAUCGCAGGAAGGAAGAGGCGUUUAAAGUGAAGCUCGCAAUGGAUGCUGGGACAUAUCCUGUCACAGGUAACGGCGGCAUUGAUCAUCAUACGUCCAGGAUCGACGCCAAACACGCACCAAAUACGCCUAGCAUCGAGAAACCAAUCAUGCCCAAACCUCCCCCUCUGCCAACGUUCGCGACCCACCCACUCCCCAAGUUUAACGAUACUCAGUCUUUGGAGCGAGAGGUGACCCCGCAGACACCUGUGUCAUCGACACCCAUCUCCACCACGUCCCAGCUUUCAACGACCCCACUAGCCCGACUACCAACAAUGUCUUUGAUCAAAUUCGAAUCGAGUCCCCCGCCCGUGACGCAGGCAACUAGUGUGUCGUAUGGUCACCUUCAGCGGCCAAUAUCGGUAGCAUUCGGUGCAAUGCCACAUCAAAUUCUAACCCCAGCUCAACUGCAGGUUAUAACUGGUUUAGUACCCAGUCAGAUGUUGCCAAUGUCGCAUGCUGCCACGGGCAUUGUUGCUCAGCCGGGCGACAUCGGAACGCCGGGUGCUAUUCCGCCGGGGCACGUGACAAACCUCAUGUUACCGAGUCAUCUUAGCAGCCAGCCAAUCCCAGUGCACGCUGUGACUUUGAUGUCAAUGACCAGCGGUCAGCCACAAGUGGUGUACUCCAUGUCUUCUCAACCAUCGGUGAAUUCAGCUUUGAUUUCGAGUACAGUUUCCCCUUCGACGGUCACCGCUGCCCCGGGCGUUCCACUGUCCGUUGGCUCAAGCAGUGACGUCACCAUUCAGCACCAGUCCGCUUUGCCGCAAAUUACCACAGUACAAAGCGUGACAACAAUGCAGCCGGGAAAUGUAAACGGGUCAUCUUUAUCGAAUCAAAUUUCCAGUCCAGGAGUUGCGCCUAUCAGUAUUCAGUCCCAGGCCUUUGUGCCGUCGUCCGUCAGAUGUGCUUUGUCAAAACAGGAGCUGACGCAAACACAUGUCCAGUCCCCUGGCGCGAUUUACACAGGUAUGCCAAGCCUGCGUCCCAACAGCUUGAGAGAUAAUUCAAGGCAGCUUCAUCAGAGUGCACCCGAGGGGGUGUUAAACUCUGCCGCCGGGGUCCUAAAAUCCGAUGGGAUUUUUAACUCCGGUAGUGUUGUGAAACCCGAUGAUGCUUUGAACACUGAGGAUACAUUCGUUGUCGAGAUGAAACCAGUAGGGGUGAAAGAGGGUAAAGCAGUACAGAGUCCUGGAAGUACCCAAAAUGGCAACGAUAAUCCCCAAAUGCCGAUACGUUUUGUCACAGACGUGCCCGAGGUGGCGCAAGAGAUUGUCAGCGGAAAUGAGUUUGAAGAACCGACCCUGACCCUGAGUGAGGAGGGCGUGGUCCAAAUUGACGAAUCAUCCCAGAAUACUUUGCAAGCUGGUUCUGAAAUUCGUAGGGUUAAUGAAGGAAACGGAUAGAUAGUGUUGGAUAUAUAAUACAUUGUUUAAAGUAUUUUUUAAUUAAUAUAUGGCUAAAGUUAAAACAGUUACUAUUCAUUUUUUUAUUAAUUUGUCAUUAU